Chelmon rostratus (copperband butterflyfish) is the source of this 2062-nucleotide messenger RNA. RefSeq names its product lathosterol oxidase-like. The transcript has 6 exons. NCBI's taxonomy places the organism in Eukaryota, Metazoa, Chordata, Actinopteri, Chaetodontiformes, Chaetodontidae. The record is from RefSeq and is a predicted model, not a curated record. Gene Ontology annotation, molecular function: oxidoreductase activity; iron ion binding. The coding region runs from base 132 to 932 and encodes 266 amino acids.
CUGUGAUUCAUCUGCUACAUUCGGCACAUGUUUUCUGAAAAAACCAUCUGGUGGCGGACACACUGGGCCGGAGGAAGGAAGGUUCGCACACUUCUGACAUCUGGACCUGGUGGUCAAAAGCAGACUGAGCCAUGGAUCAUGUGCUGAGCACUGCCGACAGUUACAUCUUCACUCCGUACGUGUACCCGGCCUCGUGGCCUGCCGACGGGGCUCUGCGUCAGAUACUCAGCCUGUGGGUGGUGACCACCCUGGGAGCAGAGCUGAUUUACCUGGGCUUUGGUGCCCUUAGCUUCUACUAUGUGUUUGACCACAAGCUCAUGAAACAUCCACACUUUAUUAAGAACCAGGUGAGAAAAGAGAUUCACCUAGGAUCUGCCUCCAUCUUCUGGAUGAGCUUCCCCACAGUGGCCCUCUUCUUCUGGGAGAUCAGGGGGCACAGCAAACUUUAUGACAAUAUCAGCGACUCUUCACUGGGCUGGUUUGGGGUGAUCCUGAGCAUUGCAGGUUUCUUGUUCUUUACUGACAUGUGUAUCUACUGGAUACACCGGUCUAUGCACCAUAAGAGCAUUUACAAACACUUACAUAAGCAGCACCAUAUAUUCAAGAUCCCUACGCCUUUUGCCAGCCAUGCCUUCCACCCACUUGACGGCUUCCUGCAGAGCCUACCCUAUCACAUCUACCCUUUCAUCUUCCCCCUCCACAAGGUGGUUUACCUCUCACUCUUUGUCUUUGUCAAUAUCUGGACCAUUUCCAUACAUGAUGGGGAAAACUGCAUCCCAGCCCCCCUGAUAUGUCUGAUCAAUGGUGCUGCUCACCAUGUCGACCAUCACCUCUUCUUCAAUUACAACUACGGACAAUACUUCACGCUCUGGGAUCGUCUGGGGGGCUCUUACCGACAUCCCUCAGUAUCGCUGCAGAAGGGGCCACGUUAGCAAGCUCAUGGCAGAGGAUGCACAAGCACAGUGAUGGUGGGCUUUUUUUCUGGUUGAAACCACGAAGUUCAGCAAGGUUUCCACAGAGCUCGGGUCAUGAUUGGAUUAAGAAAAUGCCAAAUACAGCAGGUAUAAGAGGGACUGACAUUUUCGUUAAAGAUUUCUGUGUAAAAUGGUGAAAUGCACUGCUGAGAGAGUGAAUAAAAAACCAGCAAAGUUGAGGUCUACAUGAUCCAUAUACCAUAUAACAUAGGUAAAGUACAGGUGUUUAUAUCAAUGCGGGUAAACUAGUUUUAGAAACGCCACUAAAUAUAACACUAUAUAGCAGCACUACAAAUGACAGCGUCUAAAAUGACCAUAAAGCUCAACACCCUCAAGAACAUCUCAAUUUUUGACAGUUUUGACAAAAAUUGAUGGUUUCAACCUUCAUGAAAGAAGGAUUUAUUGAAGGGCUGUUGACUAGACAGCAUUAGUUUUAGUUUUUCAAGUAUACAUAGUUAAAUUGAAAACUUUUAGCCACAGUCCGCCCUCUUGCAGUGACUUGGAAGAGCCUUUUUCCAGUUGCUUUGACCAUCUCUUUGGUGAAAAUGAUCUUGUAUAGAAAGAAGAAUUCAAUAGGUGCUAUUCCUUAACAGUUGUAACUUUGUGAGCAAUUUGCAGGCCAGAGAAAACUGUGAGGAAUUCUUGAUGCAUUUAUGUCUAGGACUGUAUUCAUCUAACUGGCAACAUGAUUUCAUGAUUCAUGAUCACAACUUCACAAAAUUAGGUCAGAGUUUCUAUGCUUUAUGAUAGGAGUGACAGAAAGUUGACAGACUGAUCUUUCAGUAUGCAAAGAAUACUUUUACACAGAGCCUCGUACAGGCACGUCUUGUAUCUUCCAGAGUGCUCCCUGUCAUCCUGGCUUUUUGGAUUCAAUACAAAAUAAACAAAAAGUUGAAGGUGUUGCUGUUAACACAUACAGGGACUGUCUCCUAGACUAGAGCUGAUGCUGUCAAGAUUAAGACAGUUUGUUGUAAAUGUUACAAUAUAUGUCAUACAACAAAGUUGUUUUGUAUUUAAAGACAAUGUAAAUCCAAUACCAAUGAAAAAUACAUGUUUCUGCUUAGCUGGAACAUAAUGGAAAUCCUUCA